AGCUCGUAUCAAUUUCAACAUCACUGAAUUCAUUUCCAUCUUCCCAGAAUUUGCUCACAACCUGAGAAAUAGAGAGAUAAACAACAAACUUAGGAGAGAGAAACAAGAGAGAGAAACGAAGCUCGACAACAAUGGCGCAAGCAGUUUUGGUUAUGGUUGCAGCUGAACCAGCACCAUUGAAGAUCAAACAAGAGGUUCACAAGAAGAAUCGCAUUCAAGUUUCUAACACCAAGAAACCUCUCUUCUUCUACCUUAACCUAGCUAAGAGGUACAUCAAGCAGUACAAUGAUGUCGAACUCUCUGCUCUUGGAAUGGCUAUUCCUACUCUUGUUACUAUUGCCGGGAUUCUUAAGGCAAAUGGUGUUGCAGUGGAGAAGAAAGUUCUGACAUCAACUGUUGGCUCGAAAGAUGAGAGCAAGGGCCGUCUUGUUCAGAAGGCAAAGCUUGAGAUUGUUCUGGAAAGGAAUGAUAAAUCUCCUACCUCUGCUGAUGCGAUUGCAAAGCCUGUACCUAAGACUGAAACCAAUGCAGCAGAUGAAUCAAAGAAGCGUGACUCAAAGACCGAGGCUGAUAUUGCUGUGAAGAAGGAAGGAUGAUCAUGUCUUUGAUGCAACAAUCUAUUGCAUCUGUGAUCUUAUACUCGGACAACAAGUAUUCUGCAAGUUUUAUACUGAUAGGAUAGUAAUUAGCAUGCAUAGUUUCAAGCAACACUGUAGGUAGAUGAUUGUAAGUAGGUCUGUGGCGAAAUCUCCGGCACUGCCACAUUAUGUAGAUUUUAGGAAGUAGAUGAUAAGCCUCGAUUGAUUCUUUCACUUUGAAGCUUUCUGUUCAGUUUUUUUCAUAAUGUUGUCGAGAACUUUACGAUUCUUAAGGGAGCAAAUCACUCGUUGUACAA
This is a messenger RNA of Chenopodium quinoa (quinoa), 895 nucleotides long. RefSeq lists its product as uncharacterized. The transcript is spliced from 5 exons. Gene Ontology annotation, molecular function: RNA binding. Lineage: Eukaryota; Viridiplantae; Streptophyta; Magnoliopsida; Caryophyllales; Amaranthaceae. The coding region runs from base 132 to 596 and encodes 154 amino acids. Gene Ontology annotation, cellular component: nucleus. The record is from RefSeq and is a predicted model, not a curated record.